Molecule: messenger RNA, 1335 nt
Organism: Physcomitrium patens
Lineage: Eukaryota; Viridiplantae; Streptophyta; Bryopsida; Funariales; Funariaceae
Biological process (GO): tRNA methylation; cytoplasmic translation
Cellular component (GO): cytoplasm
Molecular function (GO): tRNA methyltransferase activity
Source: RefSeq, a predicted model, not a curated record
UCUUUUCUUCAUUCUGAUGCGUGCGGAGGCCUCGUUACGUCACAUAGGUGAAGUUUUGUCACAUUUCCUUUGGAUUACACAGAGUUGGGUUCUGUUUUGUUUUGUUAUUUUGGUUUGGGUGCAACUACGGAGUGAGGUGGGAUGUUUGUUGUAAAUUUGGUGAGUUUUAGGGUUUAGGGUUUAGAGGGUUACACCUAGGUGUUGUGGAGAAUUUUGGAGGUUGUGGGUCAUGGGGAAAUCGUCGAAGGACAAGCGGGAUAUCUAUUACCGCAAGGCGAAGGAGGAGGGAUGGAGAGCGCGGUCGGCAUUUAAGCUGCUUCAAAUUGAUGAAGAAUUCGGCAUUCUAGAGGGUGCAAAGCGUGUGGUGGAUCUCUGUGCGGCUCCUGGAAGUUGGUCGCAAGUUUUGAGCAGGAAGUUGUACCAGCCUGCCGUGGCGGCAGGUGAGCCUCAUCCUCUCAUCGUUGCCAUAGACCUACAGCCGAUGGCUCCCAUAGAUGGUGUCUUGCAAAUUCAAGGGGACAUUACGAGCGCCAAAACUGCGGAGCUUGUUAUCGGGCAUUUCGACGGAGGUAAGGCUGACCUCGUGGUUUGUGACGGAGCGCCGGAUGUGACUGGGCUGCACGACAUGGACGAAUUUGUGCAGUCGCAGCUUAUUCUUGCGGCCUUGACGAUUGUGACGCAUGUGCUUCGACCCGGGGGUAAUUUCGUUGCCAAAAUUUUCAGAGGGAAGGAUAUAAGUCUCCUGUAUACGCAAUUGAAAAUUUUCUUUCCGGUUGUGACAUGUGCGAAACCCAAGAGUAGUAGAAACUCCAGCAUUGAAGCGUUUGUGGUUUGCGAGGGCUACAAUCCGCCCGAGCAAUUUGAUUACAAGGAUUUGUAUAGGCUUUUAGAGAGAGCAAGCAGUAGGUCAUCUGAUAUGGACUGUUCAAGUGCAUGGCUUGAGGGUCCUAGUAAACUCAUCGUCCCCUUUUUAGCGUGUGGGGAUUUGAGUGGUUACGAUGCUGAUCAGUCUUACCCACUUGAUAGACCGCAAAGCUUAGCACCUGUGCAGCCUCCGAUUGCGCCUCCAUAUCGUACUGCUAUGGAACUUGAAGGCCAAUCACAUAAAGCUAAUUGAGUUUGGAAUGUAGGGCUUUGUUUCGGGGUUACUCCCAUCAGGAAAUUCAAAUCUUUGAAGAUUCAUUACUCAAAAUUUCCGGCCACUGCUCAAAUCAGUAGUAGUGUAUAUAGAGUGUGAACAUCAUAGACAUUCUGAUGCUAUCAUCCAUCAAAGCCCAUAUUUCGAUGUCUGAUUCCGAACCUAUUAAAGCAAUAGGCUCUGUUUAUGAGAUUCAU